AGCAAAAGUCUCCUGCUCUCUGUUUGUCUUCCUCAUUGGCUUGUAACGUGUCCUCGCUGCCUGUCCUGUAUGUCCAGAUGUCUUUAGUCUCCGCCUUCCCUUGAGAUUCUAACAGACAGCAUUAAAGGUUAUCGCACGGAUAGGGAUGCUGUAGGAAUUCACUGCCGCUCUACAACUUAAGAGCUUCAUGUGGUGAUUUUCCUCGACGAUGAGCGCCAGCGUGAACAUGAAGACGAUGUCUCAGAGCAGCUCUGGUAUCCCUCUGCCCCGGAGCCUGACCACCCUCUCCAAACAGGACACCAAGAGCUUGAGCGGCGGUUUACUAGGUCCAGCCGCCCACAACCAUCAGGGUGGACGAACAUCCGUGUUGUCUUCCUCAACCUCAUCCGUAUCUUCUCUUUCAGUCUCAAAGGAGUUACUCAAAGGGACAGGGUUGAGAAAUCAGUCUUCACUGAGAGCUCAAGGGACAUCCGGUGGCACAAGCAGGCCGCCGUUUGCUCCCCGUUCAGCCCAAAGCAGCCCACGUGUGCUUAAAAAAGAGACGAUCCAAUUCAAAAACACACGGGACCUCCGGAGGGGCUCGUUGCCCCAGGAUGGAUUCAGAGACAAGGAGAGACACUCCAACAAGAACUGGAGAUCUGGGCAUCAUCAGUUUAGGAGUCUAGACAAUGAGGUGGAAUCGGGUCAAGCCCUUCGGAAGCCGACUAAUGGGAACGUCAUCUGGGAAACGUCAGCUGGCAUUCAAAAGCAGCGGAUGAAAAUUCAGGCUCGUGGUGAUGGCGACAGAGGGAUGAUUGCAGCGAAAUCCCAGGUCAGUGUCACAAACACAUGUCCUGCAGGCAGAGAGUCUCCACGGAUGGCAGCAGUGGCACCUUUCAGAUUCAGGCUGCAGGUUCAAGACGACACUGAAGCUUCUCUUGAGGAUCUGAGUGAUUGUUCCUCAGACUCUAUGGAAGUGUGCUGUGAGGAUUUGAAUCCCGAGUCUCAAAGGAAACGGACGGUUCAGAAUGUUCUGGAUCUCAGACAGAACCUGGAGGAAACCAUGUCCAGCCUGCGAGGGGCUCAGCUCAGCCAGAGUUGUUUGGACAGCAGCGUCUGCUAUGACAGCGACGAAACCAACGCUCGCAGCAUCUCCAGCCUCUCCAACCGCUCUUCACCUCUCUCCUGGCGCCACGGCCAGUCCAGUCCUCGUCUGCAAGCCGGCGAUGCGCCUUCCUCAACUGGCUGCAGCUAUUUGUCGGGCAUCAAGGCCUCGUCCCAAUACACCUCUCAAACGAUGCCCGCUCGCUGCUCCAGCCGUCUCAACCACACGUCACGCAGCGAGUUCAUCGAAGGCCUGGACGCUGGAGAUGGCGACCUCAAGUCUGGUUACCUGAGUGAUUCUGAUGUACUUUGCAAGAGCCUUAAUGACGACGACGAUGACGACAAUCUGGCCAAUGGUUGGGACGAGAGCAGCUCCAUCAGCAGUGGUUUGAGUGAUGGUUCUGAUAACCUGAGCUCAGAGGAACUCAACGCCAGCUCGUCUCUCAACUCUCUCCCCACCACACCUGUUGGCUCCCGACGCAACUCUUCCGUCAUGUUGCGAACGGAUGCAGAGAAGCGUUCUCUGGUGGAGAGUGGACUGGCGUGGUACAGCGAGGACUGUAAGUCCUUAAGGAAGGCUGACGGAGUUUAUGACACAGGGAGCCUUAAAGCGGAGCCGUCCAGCAAGUGGAGGAAAACUCGGCUGCCGGAUGGAACCGCACAGGACAAGAUGGGGAAAGGAGAACUGAAGAAACCUCAGAGUCUCGGACAACCUGGGAGCUUCAAAAAGGGCCGCAAUCCUCCUGUGGGCGUCACCUCACCCAUCACACACAAUUCACAAAGUGUGCUAAAAAUCGCAGUCCCCAAAGGAGACUCAAAGGCAGUUGACAAGGUGAAAAUGUCCGUGAAGGCAACGGGUCUCCAGCGUUCCCGCUCCGAUGCCGGUCGGGACAACGUUGAGCACCGUAAGCCUCCUUCAGGUCUGGUGAAACCCUCCGCUGGCAGCUCCUUCGGUUAUAAGAAACCACCAACCACCGGUACCGCCACCGUCCUGACUGCAGGAGGCGCCACUAUCACGAGUGGCUCGGCCACUGUGGGCAAAACCCCAAAGUCCUCGGGCAUCCCCAUCAAACCCGUCCCGGGUGGAGGUGGACGCAAAAACAGCUUGGACGCCAGCGGCUCCGAACAGGGUUUCCUUGCGCCCAACGCUCGCGGUAGCAUUCAAUAUCGUAGUCUGCCGCGGCCUGCAAAAUCCAGUGCUAUGAGUUUGACCGGGCGACCUUCCUCUCGCCCUGUUAGUGGCAGCAUCGAUGCCAGUCUCCUCACUCUUAAACCCGUGCCAGCUUUGCCCAACACCAUGCCCACCAGAGGUAAAGAAGGAGGCAGCUUGAAAGCAGCUAGUCGCUCGAGCACCACAGGACCCGUCAACCAAACGGAUCGUGAGAAGGAGAAGGAAAGGGCCAAGGCCAAAGCGGACCUGGAGAUCAGCUGUCUGAAGGCAGAGAACCAGGGCGAGAGCUGUGGAGAGACUGUAGAGAAGAUCCAUCGAGUGCGGAGGACGAGCACAAGUAAAUACCCUGAACUGAGCUCUCCGACCGGCACGCCAAGGUUGCUGAGCAGCAAGUCUCUUGUUCACCCUCCCAGCCUGGCUCACCUAGACAAGGUCAACUCCAACAGUCUAGACUCUUGUAUCACCAUCCAUGACCUUCCUCCAAAGAUCCCUCCCUACUCCAAGCUUCAGGACCUGGCUGGCUCCCGCGUGCCGCCUCGACUCACCCCGAGCCCGGCGCCGGUUCUCCACAUCGAUUCUCCCAGCUGUUUCUCAGGCCAGGCUCUGUCUGUGAGCAGCUCCCCCAUCCUCUACCCGAAGAUGUCCGGCCUGCACCGCAGCAUGGAGUCACUGCCUCUUCAUAUGAGCGUGCCCACCAAAACUGACCUGGGACACCGGGAAGAAGCCAGGAGUACCGGGACGUGGGGCGCAGGCAGUCGGACGUCCAUCACUUUAGGCGACAGUUUACAAACUGAUAGGAACACCUUACCCAAGAAAGGAUUAAGUCGCUAUGGCAGCGACCAGUCAGAUGGCGAAGGGAGGGAACGUCGCCAUUCCCACACGAUCACUUGCAUGACGGAUUCGGAGAGCCCGCCUCAGCUUCCUUCCCCCACACACGUGACACAACCCUUCCUAGGAAAAACACCGCCAACCAACGUGGUGGCGCCAAUCCCGAGUUCAGGCUCUGGUUCCCAGAUCACACGAUCCAACAGCAUCCCAGCGAAUGACAUGGGCUACGAGCUGUACGGCACCUCUCCUCUGGGCAGCUCUCUCUCUCUGGCCGACCGACCGAAGAGCAUGAUGAGAUCCGGAUCCUUCAGAGAGCCUAGUGAAGACGUUCAUGGAUCUGUGCUGUCUCUGGCCUCAAAUGCCUCAUCCAACUAUUCGACUGAAGAGAGAAUGCAAGGAGAGCAAAUCCGGAUACUGAGGCGUGAGCUCGAGUCAUCUCAGGAUAAAGUGGCCAGCCUGACCACCCAACUCUCAGCAAAUGCCAACCUGGUGGCGGCGUUUGAACAGAGUCUGGCCCUCAUGACAGCAAGACUACAGAGUCUGUCGGUCACUUCUGAGCAGAAGGAUUCUGAGCUACAGGACCUGAGGGAAACCAUAGAGGUCUUGAAGACCAAGAACACAGAAGCCCAGUCUUUCAUUCAUGGGGCCCUCGAAACCUCUGACACCACACCCCCCAAAGAGCUGCAGAUGGACCGGCAGAACUCGUCAGAGAGCAUCUCCAGUCUGAACAGCAUCACCAGUCACUCUAGCGCCGGCAGCCUGAAGGAACAGGAGGCCAAGAAGAAGAAGAAGAAGAGCUGGCUGAGGAGCUCCUUUAACAAGGCCUUCAGUAAAAAGGGUUCCAAAGCGCCAUACGCAGAUAUAGAGGAGAUCGCAACCCCGGUCACAUCCGCCCCAUCUUCACCCAAAAUCAUCCAUAAUGUGGAUAAUGUCCCUGCAAAGGCCUCAACUUCAACAUCAGGAUCGUGUGAAGGGCAUGAGGAGACUGAGCAUGAUGAGAAAGUGGUGUCAGAGUUACGCACGGAACUAUGGGAGAAAGAGCGCAAGCUGACGGACAUCCGUUUGGAGGCACUUAGCUCCGCCCAUCAGCUGGAGCAGCUGCAGGAGGCCAUGACCAACAUGCAGCUUACAGUAGAAAACCUGAAGGCAGAGAAUGACCAGCUGAAGACGGGUGGCCCCUCCUCCAGACCACCAAGCUCCACCUCCCAGUCCUCUGGGCUCGGCUCAUUGGGCGUCUCAUCACCACGACAAUCUGUUUCGUCUUUCAGCAAAACCAUCGGACAAAAUGAGCCUUACCCAGAUGUCUUUCAAAGCCCCACCGCAACUUUACAGAAGGACGAAAGUCUCGCCAGAGUGUUGGUUCGCAUACCCAGUCAGCACCUAUUCAAAGACGAGGUGAAACAGCUGGAGUUUUUCAUUGGCACGGUUCAUAUCAGCGGGCGGACUGACUGGUUUGCUCUGGACUCUGCAGUCAUCCAGGCUUUUAAAGAGUAUUUAGCGGUGGUGGACCCCAGCUCCAGUCUCGGCCUCUCUCAGGACUCCAUCUUCAGCUACAGCCUAAGCCAUCUCAAGAGGGUUCUGGGUGCACAGCCGCCUGAAACCCCACCAGUGCGCCUCUACACCAAAGGCUCUUCCUGCAUCAGUGUCGCCCUAAAAGGACUGAAGGAGAAGUGUGUGGACGUUCUAGUGUUCGAGACGCUCAUCCCCAAGCCCAUGAUGCAGCAUUACAUCAGUCUGUUGCUCAAGCACCGGCGGUUGAUCUUAUCGGGCCCCAGCGGCACAGGGAAGACCUACCUCACCUACCGCCUCGCCGAGUACCUGGUGGAGCGCAGCGCUCGAGAGGUCACGCCCGCCAUCGCUGCCACCUUCAACAUGCACCGCCAGUCCUGCAAGGACCUUCAGCUCUAUCUGUCCAAUCUGGCCAAUCAGAUUGAUCGGGAGAGCAGCACAGCUGAGAUCCCAUUGGUUGUCAUCUUGGAUGAUGUGCAUGAUGCAACAUCCCUCAGUGAACUUGUUAAUGGUGCUUUAACCUGUAAAUAUCACAAAUGUCCAUAUAUAAUAGGGACAACCAAUCAGCCAGUGAAGAUGACCCCUAACCAUGGUCUACACCUCAGCUUUAGGAUGGUGAUGUUUUCCAAUAACGUCGAGCCAGCAAACGGGUUCCUGGUGCGUUAUUUGCACAGAAAACUAAUGGAGGCCGAGGAUCCCAGAAGCGUAAAAAAUGAAGAUCUUCUGCGGGUUCUGGACUGGGUGCCCAGACUCUGGUACCACCUUCACACCUUCCUGGAAAAACACAGCACCUCUGAUUUCCUCAUUGGCCCCUGCUUCUUCCUGUCCUGUCCAGUUACAGUAGAGGAAUUCCGCACGUGGUUUAUUGAUCUUUGGAAUCACUCAAUCAUCCCAUACCUGCAGGAAGGAGCCAAAGAUGGCAUUAAGGUUCACGGACAGAAGUCAGUGUGGGAGGAUCCGGUGGAGUGGGUCAGAGGAUCUCUGCCCUGGCCGUCUGCUCAGCAAGACCAGGCCAAACUCUUUCACCUGCCUCCCCCGAGCACAGGCCCCGGCAGCCCCAGUCAGCCAGGAGAAGAUCGGCCACACAAGGAGACGCCGCCCAGCUCCGUGGAGUCAGAUCCACUGAUGGCUAUGCUGUUAAAACUUCAAGAGGCUGCCAAUUACAUCGAGUCACCGGAAAAAGAAACGGAUCCAAAACUCCCUCCUCUCUGAACAUCCGAUUGACGUUCCCAUCAUCCCCUCCAUCUCUCCCGCCGCCCAUGUUGAGGUCCAAACUCCAACAGCUGCCCCACACCUGCAGAUGACACUGUACUGUUACUAUAAAUGCUAUUAGUGCAUUUCACCCACUAAGUUAUUAUAUUAUCCAUCCCUUAUUUUUUCAUUUCAAUCAAAUGUCCCUUACAAAAAAGUACUGUGGCGGUACCAUGGUUCACAUGGUAAUACCAUGGUACUUUCUUAUAUGGGUAGUUGACAUGUUCUGCAGUAUGACAUGCUAUUUAUUCUCCAUCUAAAACUAUUUUAACUGCAUUUUGCUCUUUUAAAGUUAGUAUGCAUGUGGAUUUAAUGAGCUCCUAUGAAUCGAAAGAGUACAUGUUAAAAUGGAUUUGGUCACACCUCAGGACCUUUUAAAAUGGACUAGAGAAGGAAAAAAGGGUGAUUCAAAAUGAAAAGCUUCAGAAAGAAACAGCAACUAAAUCUAUACUUUUCCUUAUACAUACAUAUAUUUAAAUUUUUUCAAAAAAAAAAAAGUUUAAAUAUUGAUUGUGAUACAAAAAAAAAAAAAACUAUCCAUAUACCAUGGUAUUAUCAUGUUAGUGACCAAACCACGUUUUUUUUUUUUUUUUUAUGCUUUUACCAUGGUACUUUUAUGUAAGGGCUUGCAAAACAAUGUUUUGUCAUAAUAAGUUACUCUUUCUCCUAAAAGAAUGACAAUGUGACAGAUGAAAAUAACGAUCAAUUUAUAGCACUUUUGUCUGCAUAUUUCUGUUUACGGAUGUAAAUGUACAUACGGAUGUAAUUUCUCUUUGCGGGGACCUUUACUGUUCCACUGCUGCCCGUAUUAACAACUCAACGAUACAGGUGCUAAAAUCACUAGUGUGCACGCGCUAAUUCAUCUCGCAGUCAAGCGCUCGUGAACAACAGCAAACAUGGGAGAUACUGGGAAAUAUUAGACGUCUCCUCUCCGAUGUAACACUUAAGGCCACUUUAGCCUAUGCUGCUUUUUGUACUUUUUUUUCUUUCACGUUUGAAUAUGGCCACAGCAUAAGCUACAGUUCAACCCCAAUCCUUUAGUGUCUCAGAAACACUUAUGCAGACUUUUUAAAGGGAUAAGUUCACCUAAAAAUGAAAAUUCUUUUAUCGUUUACUCAUCCUCAAGUUGUUCCAAACCUGUAUUAAGUUCUUACUUCAGAUGACUUCACUACGUUCAUGUUGUUUACAUUAUAUGCACUUAUGCGCCUAUUGCCAACAAAACAGACAUUUGAAGCAGUUUUACUCACCACCUGCGUUUCCGACUCAUGACCAGGAUCAUUACCGCUGUGACCGCUCCAUCUUUCAGUUUUAAACAAUCUGUAAAUCCAGCGUAGAACUGGGCCUUGUUUAUGAAACCAUAAGCGCCAAUCCUGAGGACUCGAGCAGCCACGGAAAAACACGAGAUAUUCUCCAUUCAUUUUAACCAAUAAAAAAGUGAUUGCAACUAUCAGUUUCUAUGGUUAUUUUAAUAACAAAUAUCGAGAGCACAUCAAUGUAAUGCGUGAGCACAAAACUCUCAGCUCCACUUAACGCUGGGUUCUUUGAGAAGCAAGGUUAUCUUUUCCUCACAACCAAAAACACACUUCUUUGGGGACAUUGUUGAUUUCGUGAAGUCCUGUCACCUGUGCAGCGCUGGCGACGACUUACGUAAAGCAGAACGCAUGUUGAUGGGCGUACUCUUGCUCUCUCGCUCUGGUCGACAUGUGCAUGCACGCUCUUCCGGAAGAAGUGCCCCUACAAGGAAUUCCGACCUUUCUGAUGUCACACAGGCCCAUACUCGAAAAAAAAGACUCCGAAGUUUAUGAGGAUUUGGAAGAGUAUUUUUGGCACAAAAAUACUCCAUCAUACGUCCAACUCGUGUUUUGAAAUUUUGGCCAUGUUUAGCAUGAGAAUCCAACUCUUUAACAGUGUAAAUAAGUCAGAAUACAUGAAAUAGCAUUAUACCCCCCCUUUAAUGGUCCCCAUUGACUUCCAUAGUAUUUUUUUUCUAUGGAAGUCGGGGACCAUCAACUGUUUGAUUACCAACAUUCUUCAAAAUAUCUUCCUUUAUGUUCAACAGAAGAAAGAACUUCAUGCAGGUUUAGAAGAACUUGAGUGUGAAUAAAUAAUGGCAGAAUUUUUAUUUUUGGGUGAACUAUCCCUUUAAACCCUUUUCUUUCUCUUUCUAACACAGUGAAUGCCUUAUAACAGAUUUUAAGUGUGCUAUAGUGUUCCCAUGAGCAAAUUUUAGAACUUUAAAUCUGAAAUGAACUGGCCACAACACACAUUAAAUUGGAAUUUGAAUUCAAAUGAAAGUUGCAAUUUUGAAACAAAGACAUCAUUCAUUUUAAUGAAUUAUGGUGAUUUAUUCAGUGGAUGAUUCGACAUUUGAUACUGUCAUUUGACUGGAUAAUUCAUUCUCAAAACUGAAAUGCAUUAUUAAACACGCAGUCUUUGAAUUUCAUUCCAUUUUAAUUAAAAAAAAUUCUAAUUCUGCAUCCUGUUUUAAAACAUGGUAGGGGGCAGCAUUCUCAAAACUGAAGCUCGUGUUCCCUAUGAAGUUGCCACAGUCUGCAAAGCACCUCAGUAACACAUUGUAAAAUUAAUUUGUUUUCAGAGAUUCGUCCCAGUCACAAACAGACUAUUUUUGUGCACUUUGAUUUACUGUAAUGAUACUGUAGAGACGUUUUACUUGGCUUUGGCACUGAUCUCAGCUCAGGAGUUUGGUUAUCUCAGGCCUCUAAUUAGAUUCAAUACAGCUACUUUCUCAGUUAACCGCUCUCUUUGUAGCAAAUGGUGCAAAUGUAGAAAACCAAAUACUCAGUGCUUUAUUCAGUACAAGCCUUUCAUUUGGAGUGCAAGAGACGAUUGCCCCAACAAAGUGCACACGGAUGUGAUGCCGUAGGUUAUCUUUGAUUAUUUGGUGCUAUCUGAUAUCACUAUAGGAAAAAGUUUCCAACAUAAAUGUCUUGGUUUAGUAAAAAUCGCACUUGACAUCCAAUAGCCUUAGUCUUGUGGCGUUUAAGGGCAUCUUUAGGUACAACCAAGUUUUAAUUUUAUUUAUAUGAUCCUUUUUAGUGGUAGUUUUAGAGCUGUAAGCAUUAAGUUUCCUUAGAUCACAUUUUGCCUCACCAAAAAUCCAUCAUGAAAUUAUGUCAAAAGAAAUCAACUUCCUUUUUAACUAUGGUAGUCAAACAUAUCAAACCAUACAGUGUUUCUCUGAAGCUUACAGUUAACAGUAGUGUACACUACAUCCAUAUGUCCUCACUAGAAGAGGAUUCGCUCACAGAAAGCAGUGGUGGACCAGUAAUUUCCCAUCUCUGUACCUGAAACUAGUAUCCAAACAUGCAUGUAGGUGAGAUCUGGGCUAUGAAAGUUAAAAUAUAACUCAAAUCAUUCCAUUCCUUUCUACUCAUCUUAUAUAUUGCAUUAUCAUUACUCUACUGUGUAAAUAUGAUUUCCGUAGUUCCUUCUCCAAGAAGUGAGGGUUUGUGGAGUUUAUUAGCCAAAUAGAGAGACUCGUAAUGCUCAAGAUGGCAAAAUGAUUCAGUUUUCUUUAGCCUUCUUCAGUUGCGCUGCUGCUUCAAGUCUAAUAUGUGACAUUUAUAUUUGAUUACAGUCCAGACAUAAGACAGUGUGCCAAUGGCUUUUGUUGCUUAUCUGCUGGAGAUUGUAGUUGUAUUUGGCCCAAUUGCAGUUUCAUUUUACGUCAAUGAAUGCUAUUUAAUAACUUGUUUGUAAGUUACCUGAUAUUGAAUCUGGAUCAGUGAAUAAAGCUAAUUAGUGAGGGAAUAAAUCUCAUUUACGUGAGCAGGUAGAGACUGUUCUCAUCCUCAGCAGUUUUUAAAAAGACGUUUAUUAGUGUGACUAAAGCCGCUGUACACUGUCUGCAUCAUGUUCCUGGUUAUUGUGCCUGUAACCGUGUGAUAGCUGUGCUGUGUUGUGCAAAGUCCCAUUUAACGCGACAAUUCAGCAACUUUUUACUGUCUACUUUGUCUGUCCAGGAAUUGUAACGACAGCACAGGGAUGGUGACUGUUAAAACUGGAUUUUUUGCUUUUUUUGUCAUGAGCUUUGGUUUUGUUAUGUCCGUCUGUUGCUGUUUUUCACUUUAUAGCUCUUAAAUGCACCUUUUUAUAUUGUUGCAAUAAUUUGUCUUGUGCGUUAAACAGAGUCAGGAGCUCCAUAGACUCGUUUCAUCCCUGGCUUUGGGUGAUUGUAUGCCUUGAUGGUGCUGUCUUGAGGUCAGGGUCAAGCUUGGGCAACUCGUGAAUGAAGAUGGAUCUUUCAUAUCAGGUGGCUUAUGUAAAAUGUUCAAAGAGGACCAAUGAAAAAUGUAAAGAGAUUACAGAUAAAAAGUGGUGAGAAGUUGCUGAAUAGUCCUUUCACUUCAUGCAAUGCUUGAUAUUGAUUCAAAAAAUCCAAUACUAUUGCAUAAAAGGUAAUAUGACGGUAGAAGAUGUAAGUUACAAUGUGCAAUGGGUUUCUAAAUGUCGUAAACGCAUGUCACCUUAGUGUGAAGCAGAAUUACGGAUGUGUUCUACCUAAUUUGGGGUCGUAUAAAAGGAAUGAUAUUUCUUUCUUUCUUUGUAAGUUUCCCCAAAUGAUUGUUUGUACAACUUAAGUUCCAUUUUUGUACAGAACAUUAUAAAUGUAAACAUUGUACAUAGCGUGGCCCUGCAUUUGCAACAACAAUCAUUUAAGAAAAUACAAUGUCAUUAACAAAUGUGGUUUGUAAGGAAGAUGUUUGUUACCGAUGGAGUGGCCCAGUACACAAGAACUGGCAUGCUUCUUCGGAUGUUCGUAAUGACCACCAAGACAUUGUCCAUCUGUCAUAAUAAAACCACAACGUUCGUUAA
This is a messenger RNA of Ctenopharyngodon idella (grass carp), 10678 nucleotides long. RefSeq names its product neuron navigator 1b (gene nav1b). Lineage: Eukaryota; Metazoa; Chordata; Actinopteri; Cypriniformes; Xenocyprididae. Gene Ontology annotation, molecular function: ATP hydrolysis activity. The transcript is spliced from 31 exons. The record is from RefSeq and is a predicted model, not a curated record. Bases 209 to 5803 code for a protein of 1864 amino acids. Gene Ontology annotation, cellular component: axon initial segment; microtubule cytoskeleton. Gene Ontology annotation, biological process: neuron migration; neurogenesis; nervous system development.